Molecule: messenger RNA, 6426 nt
Organism: Ictidomys tridecemlineatus (thirteen-lined ground squirrel)
Lineage: Eukaryota; Metazoa; Chordata; Mammalia; Rodentia; Sciuridae
Gene: Rsf1
Product: remodeling and spacing factor 1
Biological process (GO): negative regulation of DNA-templated transcription
Cellular component (GO): RSF complex
Molecular function (GO): histone binding
Source: RefSeq, a predicted model, not a curated record
GCCGUCCCUGAGACGCUCAGAUCCGCAGGGGAGUCCACUCGAGAGCGCCUCCUGUCGUCCGUAAGGCUGCCCUGCCAUUCCUCGGCACCCCAACUCCCCCGCCCCCCCAUCGCCGCCUCCUCCUCCAUCCUCCAGUUCAAAAUGGCGACGGCGGCGGCAGCGGCGGCGGCGAUGGCUCCUCCGGGUUGCCCGGGUUCGUGCCCCAACUUCGCCGUAGUCUGCUCCUUCUUGGAGCGCUAUGGGCCGCUGCUAGACCUGCCGGAGUUGCCGUUCCCCGAGCUGGAGCGGGUGUUGCAGGCGCCGCCGCCGGACGUCGGCAACGGAGAAGUACCAAAAGAAUUGGUGGAGCUCCAUUUGAAGUUGAUGAGGAAGAUUGGAAAAUCUGUUACAGCAGACAGAUGGGAAAAAUACUUAAUCAAGAUAUGCCAAGAAUUUAACAGUACAUGGGCAUGGGAGAUGGAGAAGAAAGGAUAUCUUGAAAUGAGUGUUGAAUGUAAACUAGCACUCUUAAAGUAUCUCUGUGAGUGUCAGUUUGAUGACAAUCUUAAAUUCAAGAAUAUUAUUAAUGAGGAAGAUGCUGAUACUAUGCGUCUCCAGCCAAUUGGGCGAGACAAAGAUGGCCUUAUGUACUGGUACCAGUUGGAUCAAGAUCAUAAUGUCAGAAUGUACAUAGAAGAACAAGAUGAUCAAGAUGGCUCUUCAUGGAAAUGCAUUGUCAGAAAUCGAAACGAGUUGGCUGAGACUCUUGCACUCCUCAAAGCACAAAUUGAUCCUGUACUAUUGAAAAACUCUAGCCAACAGGACAUCUCUUCCCGGGAAAGUCCCAUCUUAGAGGACGAGGAGACUAAAAAAGAAGAAGAAACACCUAAACAAGAGGAACAAAAGGAAAAUGAAAAGACAAAAGGUGAAGCUCGGCUAGUAGAUUCAGUAAAUUGUUCUACAGCCAGUGUUCUAGAAGAGACUACUAUGAAAAUUGAAAAAGAAGAUCAAAAGGAACUUGUGAAACUGCCAGUAAUAGUGAAGGUAGAAAAAACUUUGCCAGAAAUCGAGGAAAAAAAGAUUGUCAAAGAAGAAAAUGAUUCUUUCAAAGAAAAUGUCAAACCCAUUAAAGUUGAAGUGAAGGAAUGCAGAGCAGAUCCCAAAGAUGUCAAAGGUAGCAUGGAGAAACUGGUGGUACAGGAACCAGAGAGGCUAGAGUUUAGUGGCAAUAUCAGAUCUUCUCAAGAAAUUACAGAGAAAUCUACUGAAGAAACUGAGAAACUUAAAAAUGACCAGCAAGCCAAGAUUCCACUAAAAAAACGAGAAAUUAAACUGAGUGAUGAUUUUGACAGUCCAGUCAAAGGACCUUUAUGUAAAUCAGUUACUCCAACAAAAGAGUUUUUAAAAGAUGAAGUAAAACAAGAGGAAGAGACUUGUAAAAGGAUCUCUACCAUUACUACUUUGAGUCAUGAAGGGAGACUAAUGGUAAAUGGAGAAGUUGGUGAUGAAAAGGUAACUCCAACUUUGAAGACAGAACAAAUAGAGACAAAGUUUUAUGAUACAAAGGAAGAUGUCUACAAUAGCCCUUCUAAGGACAGAAGUGUCAUCAUGGAGGGGAAUGGAGCAGAAUGCUUAAAUUCUGUCAUAACGAGUUUAAAAAUAAGUGAGCUUGAGAAAGAAGUUCUUUUAGGAAAGGUUGUAGAUAGUUCAGUCUCAGUCUUAGAGACCCACAGUCAAAAAGGGCAGUUAGAGGAACCUGGUCCUCCAGAAAUGGAAACUUCUCUUGAGUCUUCUGAGAUAGUAAAGGAUCUCUCUUUAAAAACUGCUUUAUCUGUCACUGAAUCCUGUACCAUGAAAUUUGAAGAGAAGUCCCCCAAAAGUAAGAAGGAUAAGAGUCCACCAAUCCUAGAAUGUCUUGAAAAAUUAGAGAAGUCCAAAAAGACUUUUCUUGAUAAAGACUCACAAAGAUUGAGUCCCAUACCAGAAGAAGUUCCAAAGAGUACUCUAGGAUCAGAACCACCAAGUCCUCCUGAUGCAUCUGAAACUUUCCCACCAACUAAAAUAACUAGGCAUUGUGAAAAACCAGACUUAGAAAAAGAAGGAGUAGAGUGUCAGAGUACAAGUUCUUUUGAAGGUCAGUUCCUGGAAAAAGUAGACCCAGAAAUUCUUAAAAGGGAUUCUGAGUCCAAGAAAGUAGAAAUGGAUAAUCUAGACAAUGAGGAUCCUUCUGAAACAAAGGGUUCUGUGCAAAAAAGCAAAUUUAAAUAUAAGUUGGUUCCUGAAGAAGAAACAACUGCCUCAGAAAAUACAGAGAUAACCUCUGAAAGGCAGAAAGAAGGCAUCAAAUUAACAAUUAGGAUAUCUAGUCGGAAGAAGAAGCCAGAUUGUCCUGCCCAAAUUCCAGAACCAGAAAGCAAGCAAGAGAAGACAGAAAAAGAAGAAGAGAAAACAAAUGUGGGCCCUACUUUAAGGAGGUCUCCAAGAAUAUCUAGACCUACAGCAAAAGUGGCUGAGAUCAGAGAUCAGAAAGCUGAUAAAAAAAGAGGGGAAGGAGAAGAUGAAGUGGAAGAAGAGUCAGCAGCCUUGCAAAAAACAGACAAAAAAGAAAGUUUGAAAAAACUGGAGAAGGAUACAAACUCUAAAGGAGGCAAGGUAAAACCCAAAGGCAAAGUUCGGUGGACUGGUUCUCGAACACGAGGCAGGUGGAAAUAUUCCAGUAAUGAUGAAAGUGAUGGGUCUGACAGUGAAAAAUCAUCUGCAGCUUCAGAAGAGGAAGAAGAAAAGGAAAGUGAAGAAGCCAUCAUAGCAGAUGAUGAUGAACCAUGCAAAAAAUGUGGCCUUCCUAAUCAUCCUGAACUAAUUCUUCUGUGUGAUUCUUGUGACAGUGGAUACCACACGGCCUGCCUCCGCCCUCCUUUGAUGAUCAUCCCUGAUGGAGAAUGGUUCUGCCCCCCUUGCCAACAUAAACUGUUAUGUGAAAAAUUAGAGGAACAGUUGCAAGAUUUGGAUGUUGCCUUAAAGAAGAAGGAGCGUGCUGAACGAAGGAAAGAACGCUUGGUGUACGUGGGUAUCAGUAUUGAAAACAUCAUUCCUCCACAAGAGCCAGAUUUUUCUGAAGAUCAAGAAGAAAAGAAAAAAGAUUCAAAAAAAUCAAAAGCAAACUUGCUUGAAAGGAGGUCAACAAGAACACGGAAGUGUAUAAGUUACAGAUUUGAUGAGUUUGAUGAAGCAAUUGAUGAAGCUAUAGAAGAUGAUAUCAAAGAGGCUGAUGGAGGAGGAGUUGGCCGAGGAAAAGAUAUCUCCACCAUCACAGGUCACCGCGGGAAAGACAUCUCUACUAUUUUGGAUGAAGAAAGAAAGGAAAAUAAACGACCCCAGAGGGCAGCUGCUGCUCGACGAAAGAAACGCCGGCGACUAAAUGAUCUGGACAGUGAUAGCAACCUGGAUGAAGAAGAGAGUGAAGAUGAAUUCAAGAUCAGUGAUGGAUCUCAAGAUGAAUUUGUUGUAUCUGAUGAAAACCCAGAUGAAAGUGAAGAAGAUCCACCAUCUAAUGAUGACAGCGACACUGAUUUCUGCAGUCGUAGAUUGAGGCGACACCCUUCCCGACCAAUGAGGCAAAGUAGGCGUUUGCGAAGAAAGACCCCAAAGAAAAAGUACUCUGAUGACGACGAAGAGGAGGAGUCUGAAGAUAAUAGUAGAGACUCUGAAAGUGACUUUAGCGAUGAUUUUAGUGAUGAUUUUGUAGAAACUCGGCGAAGGCGGUCAAGGAGGAACCAGAAAAGACAAAUUAACUACAAAGAAGAUUCAGAAAGUGAUGGUUCCCAAAAGAGUUUAAGACGUGGCAAAGAAAUAAGGCGUGUUCAUAAGCGCAGACUUUCCAGCUCAGAGAGUGAAGAGAGCUAUAUGUCCAAGAACUCGGAAGAUGAUGAGCUAGCUAAAGAAUCAAAGCGGUCAGUUCGAAAGCGAGGCCGAAGCACAGAUGAGUAUUCAGAAGCAGAUGAGGAGGAGGAAGAGGAAGGCAAACCAUCCCGAAAACGACUACAUCGGAUUGAGACAGACGAGGAGAGCUGUGACAACACUCAUGGAGAUUCAGAUCAGCGUGCCCAUGAUGGUCAGCCCAGGGUCCUGCCCUCAGAGCAGGAGAGCACCAAGAAGCCCUACCGGAUAGAAAGCGAUGAGGAAGAGGACUUUGAAAAUGUAGGCAAAGUGGGGAGCCCAUUGGACUAUAGUUUAGUGGACUUACCUUCCACCAAUGGACAGAGUCCUGGCAAAGCCAUUGAGAACUUGAUUGGCAAGCCAGCUGAGAAACCUCAGACCCCCAAGGACAGCAGCACAGCCAGUGCAAGCCUAGCCCCCAAUGGGACGAGUGGUGGGCAAGAGGCAGGGGCACCAGAGGAGGAAGAAGAUGAGCUUUUGAGAGUGACUGACCUUGUUGAUUAUGUCUGUAACAGUGAACAGUUAUAAGACUUUUUUUUUUCCAUUUUUGUGCUAAUUUAUUCCACGGUAGCUCUCACACCAGCGGGCCAGUUAUUAAAAGCUGUUUAAUUUUUCCUAGAAAACUCCACUACAGAUUGACUUUCUAGAAGAAAAAAAUUUCAUCAUACCCUGAAGUCUUUCUGUGAAGUGACCAGAUUUGAACUUUGAAGAUAAAUAAUUGCUGUAAAUUUCUUUUUAUUUUCUUUUUCCAAGUUCAUGGUCCUUGGUAAUUUCAUUCAUGGAAAAAAUCUUAUUAUAAUAACAACAAAGAUUUGUAUAUUUUUGCCUUUAUAUUUCCUGAGCUCUCCUAACUUUGUGAAAAGGGUGGAUAAGAAUGCAUUCCAAAUCUAUAAGGGCCCAAAACAGAAUUUAGGGGUGGGAGAAAGCACUUGUGCUUUAGCUUUUCAUAUUAAAUAUAUAUUAUAUUUAAACAUACAUGGCAUAGAUGAUGAUUAACAGACCUUUUAAAAGUUCAACUCUGUACUGUUGCAGUUUGAGAAAUAUAGAUAAUGUCAUACAUGAAUCAUUUAGUAAUAGCCUUCGUAAAAUCAACUUGUUUACUAUUGGAGUUACCACACUUUAAAUAAAGAAGAGACCAUGAAAGUACCAUCAUUUAAAAAAAAAAAAUUACCCUAAGUUUCUGUUAAAGCGGAGUUUCUUGUUUAAAAAAGAAAACUCAUCUGAAAAGCAUUUGCACAGUAAAAUGUAUAAUGAAGCUUUGACAACCAGAUUGUGCUAGCAACAGAUUUUUUUAAAAAUAGCUUUAUCCAUUGGUAACAAGGUGGCCUCUGUCUCAAGGAGAUUUAGUAAAAUAAAUGUGGUCUUUCCUAAGACCCAGCUGGACUAUAAACUUUGCCAAUAGUAUAACUCCUGCCCUCUGGCCACUUGAUGUUUUAAAUAUCUGAAACAUCAUUUUGAAAAAAAAUAUAUCUAUAUGUAACACAUGUGAAGAGAUGCUAAGCUGACAAUGGUAUUUUAGCACAUUUGAAGAGUGGGAAAGGAUUUUCAGGUGAAUUUUAACUGGUCUAUUCUUGCCCUUAGUAUCUACUUCAAAUUGAAGUCUACAAACAAAGCAGUUCCUUUGGGAGGUUUUUGAGUUUUGGUGUGUGUAUGUGUGAGUGUGUGUAUGUGUGUGUGUAUGUAUGUGCAUCUACCUGUGUGUGUGUUGGAUUUCCUAUCUGCCUGGAUAUAUUAGCAGGUUUGAAUGUAGUUGGCCUUUGGCCAUUAGACUUCUAUUAAAAUUCAUUAAUAGUCACACGGCCAACAUAGAGUUGAUUGAGAACCGCCGAUAUACCUAAUAGGCAUGAUAUCCAUUUUAAACAUCUCAACACUUUCUAAAGAAAGACAAGCCCUUUGUUUCAAGAAAAGGCAGUGUUUAACUAAAUAACAUAAUUGACACUAAAAUAUGAAUUUUAUCUUAGUCUCUGUUACAGCUGUAAAUUUUCAGGCAGAGCCCUAACAUUGUACAGAAUGUAGCAUUUGUGAUUAAACUUUGCUAUCACAUUCUGAAACCUUCAAUCAGUACUUCUGUGAGUACUUUUGCCCUGGGAUUUGGGUUUUUCUGUUCCAGUGUUGUGUCUGUUGCCGGCAAUGGACACAUCAUAUCUGCUGCUGGCCCACGGAACUUCAGUUUUCUUUCCAAGUUAUGCACUAUAUGUGCUAGUCAGUGUAUAGUAAAGCACUUCUUCUUUUUUUUUUUUUUUUAAUUACUAAAAGCUGGCAUAGACUUGCAUUACAAAUACCUCUCUAGAAACUUUGUACUUCUACUUUUCCUCCCACAACAGGUGUUACCCUUAAAUCUUAUCUUUUGGCCUUGAAAGUUUAUAGCUGUUGCUUUUCAGUUGAGUUUUUGUUUCACCUUAGUUCUGUAGUAGCUGCCCAUUAAUAUUUUUGCCUUGAUUCUAGUAAUGUAUAUGUAACCAUAUAAAAAAUAAAAUAAUGAAAGCAGCCUAAAAAUAGGAUGCAACAAUA